AUGGGUUUCGACAUUGAAAUGGUCGAAGGAAAAGGACCGGUAUUUACGGACCCAUUGAGAUCACCCGAAGACAUUAAAAAAGUCAACUUGAAGCCUGAUGUGUUAAAGUCGUUAGACUGGGCAUUCAAGGCCAUCACUUUGACCAGAAAAAAGUUGAACGGAAGAGUACCGUUGCUCGGUUUUGUGGGAGCUCCAUGGACAUUAUUGGUGUACAUGACCGAGGGACAAGGGUCCAAGAUGUUCAGAUACGCCAAGCAAUGGAUAUACGAAUACACCGAGGAAGCACACCAACUUUUACAGGCCACAACUGACGCUUGUAUCGAGUUUUUGGCCCAACAAGUUGUUGCUGGAGCCCAAAUGUUGCAAGUUUUCGAAUCAUGGGCUGGAGAACUUGGUCCUCACGAAUUCAACGAGUUCUGUUUACCAUAUUUGCGUCAAAUUUCUGCCAAAUUACCUGCUAGACUCCGUGAGUUGGGCGUAACUGACGACAUUCCUCUUACCGUUUUUGCCAAGGGAGCCUGGUACGCCUUGGACGAUUUGUGUGAUCUGGGCUACAAUUGUGUUUCUCUCGACUGGCUCUACAAGCCUGAAGAUGCAGUAAAGGUAGUCAAUGGCAGAAGAAUUACGUUGCAAGGAAACUUGGACCCAGGUAUUAUGUAUGGGUCAAACGAGGUAAUUUCUCAAAAAACCAAACAGAUGAUCGAGGGUUUUGGGGGCGGAAAGCAAAACUACAUUAUCAAUUUUGGACAUGGAACCCACCCCUUCAUGAAGCCCGAGAAAGUUGAACACUUUUUGAAGGAGUGCCAUCGCUACGGCAGCGCUUAG
Molecule: messenger RNA, 825 nt
Organism: Meyerozyma guilliermondii ATCC 6260
Lineage: Eukaryota; Fungi; Ascomycota; Pichiomycetes; Serinales; Debaryomycetaceae
Product: uroporphyrinogen decarboxylase
Exons: 1
Coding region: 1-825 (274 amino acids)
Biological process (GO): heme biosynthetic process
Cellular component (GO): cytosol
Molecular function (GO): uroporphyrinogen decarboxylase activity
Source: RefSeq, a predicted model, not a curated record